Molecule: messenger RNA, 8405 nt
Organism: Mobula hypostoma (lesser devil ray)
Lineage: Eukaryota; Metazoa; Chordata; Chondrichthyes; Myliobatiformes; Myliobatidae
Product: dual oxidase 2-like
Exons: 34
Coding region: 137-4741 (1534 amino acids)
Biological process (GO): superoxide anion generation; defense response; response to oxidative stress
Cellular component (GO): NADPH oxidase complex; plasma membrane
Molecular function (GO): superoxide-generating NAD(P)H oxidase activity; heme binding; peroxidase activity
Source: RefSeq, a predicted model, not a curated record
CGGAGAUGCUGCUCUACCGCUGAGUUCUUCCAGCAGAUUGUGUGUUGGGAACUAAAAUGGAUCAUUUCUAAUUGGAACUGAACAAUUCAGAAAAGAACCUCUGGCAAAUGUGAAAGAAUUAGAUCUGGAAAAGAACAUGGCACAGACUUUCAUCUGCAAAGUGGUAAUCACGGUCUGGAUUUGCCUCCACUGUCUAACGUUUGUCACUGCCCAAAAUAACAUCAACUGGGAAGUUCAGAGAUAUGAUGGGUGGUACAACAAUCUCGCCUAUCAUAAAAGAGGCUCAGCUGGUUCCCCUUUCAUGCGCCUAAUGCCAGCCAGGUAUGCUGAUGGUGUUUAUCAGGCUUUGGAAGAGCCUGAUGUCCCAAAUGCGCGCACCAUCAGUAAUAUUAUAGCCAACGGAUCAUCGGGAUUUCCGUCUAUUAAAAAUAACACCGUGCUGAGCAUUCUCUUUGGAUAUCAUCUGUUGAGUGAGAUUUUGGAUACAAGGCACCCAGCGUGUCCCCCUGAAUUCUUCGAUGUCCCAGUCCCACCUGGCGAUUCCGUCUUUGACCCCAAUGGAACGAAGAGUGCGAGGUUACUCUUUCAGCGAAAGGGAUGGGACAAGAGUUCGGGACACAGCCCCAGCAAUCCAAGGAUACAGAUCAAUGAAGCGACUGCCUGGAUCGAUGGGAGCUCCAUCUAUGGAUCAUAUCACUCCUGGUGUGAUGAAUUGCGGAGUUUCUCUGAUGGCCGGCUGGCUUCUGGUUCUGAUCCUCGGCUUCCCAAGCCAAGCACCGGAGAGCUGCCGAUGUGGAAUCACCCUGACCCCUCUAAUGGAGACACGGGGCUUCGAGGAUUUUAUGAUGCUGGAAAUCCAGGGGCCAAUGAAAGCCCAUUCAUCAUGGCCGAGCACAUCAUCUGGUUCUGGUACCACAAUCAUCUCGCCUCUCAGUUUAAAGCUGGGCAUCCCACAUGGUCCGAUGAAGACAUAUUCCAACACACCAGGAAGUGGGUUAUUGCUACAUUCCAGAACAUUGCACUGUAUGAGUGGUUACCUAAACACCUGGGACAGAGUUUACCUGCUUACAAAGGUUACAAGACGUUUGUUGACCCUAGCAUCUCAUCUGAGUUUCAGGUGGCCGCAUUGAAAUCUAUUGUUACCAUGGUACCACCUGGGGUGUACAUGAGGAACAGGUCCUGUGAAUUCCGGCAAGUCCAUAACAUUUACAAUAACAUGUCUCCAGCUCUCCGUCUGUGUAACAACUUCUGGAAUAGACAGAAGCGGAAUCUACAAACUGCCGUCGAUUUUGAGGAACUGAUAUUUGGGAUGGCAUCUCAAGUUGCUGAAAGGGAAGAUAACGUUAUAGUGGAAGACCUGAGAGAUUAUAUGUUUGGACCACUGAAGUUCUCUCGGUCUGACCUGGUGGCUCUCACUCUCCAACUCGGAAGGGAUAAUGGUCUUCCAACAUAUAACACUGUGAGACAAGUCUAUCAGUUCUCAACAAUUAGCAACUGGAGUGAAAUUAAUCUCAACCUGUCAAAUGAGAAUGAGGAGAUCUUUCCUAAAUUGGCUGAAGAAUAUGGAAAAGACAUAUCCAAGCUGGAGUUAUGGCCUGGAGGAAUGUUGGAGAGCAGUGGUGGGACGGAGGAGCUCUUCACUAAAAUAGUGAUUGAGCAGUUCCAGCGCAUACGGGAUGGAGACAGAUACUGGUUUGAGAAUCUGCAGAAUGGAUUAUUCACAACUGAAGAAGUCGAUAACAUUCUGAAUACUACAUUUUUUGAUGUCCUGAUGAAGGCCUUAAACACUAAUGAAAGAGAAAUUCAGAAGGAUGUCUUUGUCUUCAAAGCUGGGGACCCAUGCCAACAGCCAAAGCAGUUGACUGUUAAUGAUCUGGAGCCUUGCACGGACCCAAUCGCUUUAAACUAUUUUGAGGGAAGCGCAGCUCCCUUUGGGAUUAUUAUUGUGAUACUCUGCUGUUUACCACUGGUGUGCCUGGUGCCUGCUUAUGCAGUGGCUCUUUACCGUAAAACACAGUUCAAGAAACUGCAAAAAAAGAACAGGCAGGGAUCUGUAAGGAAGAAGGCUGAACCCGGUGCAGGAUUCAGAGUCUCCGAAUGGCAAGGACCCAACGAACCACUUCGACCGGUAGACCUUUGCUUCGAUUCCAAUUAUUGCAUCAGGGUCCUGGACAGCAAGCACUCCCUGACCCGCAUCAUUAAUCUCACCAAGGACAUGCACAUUAUCACAUCUAACAGCGGUCAGAGGGUUUUGCUGCUUAAAGUUCCCAAGGAGUACGACCUAGUGCUGUUGUUUGACACAGAGGAGGACCAUGACGAUUUCAUUGAGCAGCUGAGGCAGCAACUCGAGAAGAAUAGAGCCCAUCUACUCUUGAAUGAGACUAGCCAGAGAGUGAUCUUCAAAGAAGCAGUCACUAAACAGCAGCGAAGCCAGAUUUUGGAUACAUUUUUCCGGAGGGUAUUUGCACAGGUUCUAGACAUUAACAGAUCAGAUGCUGGGGAUUUCAAUACCGAGAUAUCGAGGAAGGCAAAGGAGUCACUGAAUUGUGAACUAACACGGAUAGAGUUUGCUGAUGCCCUGGGACUGAAGGACGAUUCCAUGUUCGUUGAGCAGAUGUUCUCUCUAGCAGACAAAGACGGAAAUGGUUACUUAUCCUUCAGAGAGUUCUUUGAUAUCUUGAUCAUAUUCAUGAAAGGUUCUCCUGAAGAGAAGUCUAAGCUCAUGUUCCAGAUGUAUGAUGUCGACGGAAAUGGAUUCCUAUCAAAAGAGGAAUUUUCUGUAUUAUUGAGGUCCUUCAUUGAGAUCUCCCAUAACUGCUUAUCAAAAACACAGGAGGAUGAGAUCAUGAACUCGCUGUUCAGAGAAGCGGGAUUCCAGGACAAAGACGAACUCACCUGGGAGGACUUCCAUUAUCUGUUCCGAGACCACGCAGAUGAACUGCAGUUUGCUCAGCUCAAUGUGAAAGGUUUGAACCUACGAGAUAAAGCCAACAAGUUCCAGCGAGUUUCCUUCCUCAAAAACCCAUACAAGAACAACCAGGAGACUCCAGUGGAACAGGUUGGACAGCAAUUCCGAAACAGAGACAAGCAGAACAAGAGGUCUCCUCACCACCACCCUAAACCCUUCACAGAAGCAAAACGGGAGAGGUACAACCGCAGCAAGGUGCAGCAGAAAGUUCAGCACUUCAAGCGCUUCAUCGAGAACUAUCGGCGGCACAUCGUUUGCGUUCUCAUCUUCUAUGGAAUCGCAGCCGGUGUUUUUGUGGAACGAGCCUACCAUUAUGCCAUUGAGGCAGAGACAACUGGGAUUCCACAAACCACGUACGUUGGCAUCAUUGUGUCCCGUGGGUCUGCAGCCAGCGUCUCCUUCAUGUACGCCUACAUCCUCCUUACAAUGUGUCGCAACCUCAUCACUUUCCUGCGGGAAACUUUUCUCAACCGAUACAUCCCCUUCGACGCGGCUGUGGAUUUCCAUCGCUGGAUUGCAAUGACAGCUGUUGUACUCUCCGUCUUUCACAGUGCUGGGCACGGUGUGAAUGUCUAUACCUUCUGCAUCAGUCCCCUCAGUGCUCUUGCCUGCCUCUUUCCCAGCGUGUUUAUCGAUGAUGGAUCAGAGCUUCCUCAGAAAUAUUACUGGUGGUUCUUUAAGACCAUUCCAGGAAUGACUGGCGUUCUGCUCCUUGUUGUCCUGGCCAUUAUUUAUGUCUUUGCCUCCCGCCAAUUUCGUCGUAUGAGCUUUCAGGCGUUCUGGGUGACUCACCACCUCUAUGUGAUCCUGUACAUUCUGAUUCUCAUCCACGGGAGUUCGAACCUGAUCCAGCAACAGAGCUUCUAUCUGUACUUCAUCGCACCAGGUCUCAUCUACCUGGGAGACAAGCUCGUCAGCCUCAGCCGAAAGAAGAAGGACGUGACGGUGGUGAAGGCAGAACUCCUGCCCUCAGGUGUGACUCAUCUCGAAUUCAAGCGGCCUCAGGACUUUGAUUACAAAUCAGGCCAAUGGGUACGCAUUGCAUGCCUGUCACUGGGGACGAAUGAGUACCACCCCUUCACCUUGACGUCUGCGCCAAAUGAGGACACCCUCAGUCUCCACAUCAGGGCAGUGGGACCGUGGACGACAAGGUUACGAGAAACCUACUCGCCAGAGAACAUAGAGCGGCUCGGCGGCAACCCAAAGAUUUAUCUGGAUGGGCCUUUUGGGGAAGGACACCAGGAGUGGAACCAAUAUGAGGUGUCAGUCCUGGUUGGGGGCGGUAUUGGUGUAACACCAUUUUCAUCAAUUCUCAAAGACCUUGUCUUCAAGUCAUCAAUCUUUAACAAGAUUAUCUGCAAGAAGGUGUACUUUAUCUGGGUGACGCGGACUCAGCGGCAGUUUGAGUGGAUGGCAGACAUCAUUCGCGAGGUGGAGGAGAACGACAAGAACGACCUUGUGUCCGUCCACAUCUACAUUACCCAGCUGGCCGAGAAGUUCGACCUCAGGACCACCAUGCUGUACAUCUGUGAGCGUCACUUUCAGAAGGUGUCGAACCAAAGCCUCUUCACUGGGCUUCGCUCCAUCACACAUUUCGGGCGGCCCCAGUUUGUCCCUUUCUUUAACUCACUGCAGGAGGUUCACCCAGAGGUGGGUAAAAUUGGAGUUUUCAGCUGUGGGCCACCAGGACUGACCAAAAACGUGGAGAAAGCUUGCCAACAGAUCAACAAACGGGACCAGGCUCACUUUGUACAUCACUAUGAGAACUUCUGAACGAACUGCCCUCUGCCUAAGGGCAAACAACAUGAAGAAAGACCACAGUAUACCUUGCAAAAAUUGUUAAUUGUAUGGUUAUGGCUAUUUUCUCCAUCAUAUUUCACUUCUGCUCAACCUGUCUCUUAGUCAUGGGUUCCACAAAAGUACUGUUGUUGUAGGAUAUGACCCACUAACUGCACCACCCUCAUUACAACUUUGUGACAAGAGGGAGCAGAAAAAUAAUCUUUAAUCUAGUCUAGAGCUAAUAAUGGGGAUUCAUUGUUUGAAGUGAUUAAUAUUAAGGCCCGUAUAGGUUUUACAGGGAAGGGGUUAUGUUGGUUGGGUCAAGUCAAUAGUCAUGUAGGUGAUCCAUAAUCUGGUGAAAGAAUGAGUCAGGAGGAGUGAUGAGACAUGCUCCUUCCAAUGUUUCCAAAUAGGGUGUAAAGGUGGGAAUUGCAGGGAAAAUUCUGAUGUUUGGUCCUUGUGAAAGAUGAGAUCCUCACGCUCACAAAGAGGUAGGAAAUAGACAGAGAAUUAAAGUGACGACUUUUCUCCUCACUUGCCUAUCACCUCCCUCUGGUGCCCUUCCUCCUUCCCCUUCUGUCAUGGUCCACUCUCCUCUCCUGUCAGAUUCCUUCUUCAGCCCUUUACCCCUUCCACCUAUCACCUCCCAGCUUCUCACUUCAUUCCCCCAUCCCAACCCACCCACCUUCCCCCUAAACUGGUCUCAACUGCCAUCUUGUACUUCUCCUCCUCCCCUCACCUUCUUAUUUGGGCUUCUUUGCCAUUCCUUUCUGGUCCUGAUGAAGGGUCUCGGCCCAAAGCAUCGACUGUUUAUUCCACUCCGAAGAUGCUGCCUGACCUGCUGAGUUCCUCCAAUGUUUUGUGCGUGUGACUUUGGAAUGGGUUUGUGUUACACACAAAAAGUGAGUUAAGCAGCAUUUAUAGAGGGGAACAAACAGCUGAUGUCUUGAGCAGAGACCCUUCUUCGGGACUGUAAAGAAGAGGUCAGAAGCUAGAAUAAGUAGGUGAGAGAGGGGAAGGAAUAUAAGCUGGCAGGUGUUUUUGAUUUCUUGUACACACUGAUAGUUUCAAAGCUUUCUCUUAGCUACUUCAUGCCCUCUUCCAUUGACAGUGGAAUUGGCCCGCAGAAGGUAUGAGUCACAGGGAGAAGCUGGCAUGGCUAAGUCUUUAUUCCUUGGAAUGAGUGAGAAUGAGGGGCAACUUUACACUAGUUAUUAUCAGAAGCAUAAAUAGGGUGGAUGGUAACAGUAUUUUCCUCAAGGUAGGGCAACCAAGGCUAGGGGGAGGGGAAAGGUUUAGGGUGAGAGAGGAAACAUUUACAAGUGACCAGAGGGGCAACUCCAUCACACAGUGAACACAUUGAGUGAAAUGCCAGAGGAAGUGGGCAAGGCAGAAGCAUUAGAGGCUUUUAAGAACUUAGAGAGGUACUUGCAGAGGAAGGAGUUAGAGCAACAUAGGCCAAACACAGGAAAUUAAAACACAGAACACAAAACAAUGCAGCGCAGGAACAGGCCCUGGACGUUUGAUUACCUAUUUAGUUAGUUCACUGCUCAAUGUUUUGCCAAACUAAUUAUCUAGUAAUCAUAUGGCCAACUAAACUAAUCCCUCUGCCUACACAACAAAAUCCUAUCCCUGCACAUUCGUGUGUCUAUGUACAAACACCUGUCGUGCUUGCUUCCAGCAUUUCUCCAGGCACCAACCACUCCGUGUGGAAAAAAUACACUUGGCCCACACUUCUCCUUUGAACUUACCCCCUCGUUUUAAAUGCAUUCCUUCUGGUAUCAGGCAUGUCGACCCUAGAAAGAAUACCGACAGUCUCUCGUCAUCUGUGAACUUAGUAACCUACCUAUCCAUGUUUUCACACAGAUACAGGUCAAUUAUAUAUAUGUCACAACAACAGAAGUCCCAGUAUGAAUCCCCACUGGUCAUGGGCCUCCAUCCAGAGUAAAUCUAUCACAAUCUCAGGGCAUUAAUCGUGGUUUCUGAGGGUUAUUUUCUUUAUAGUUUCAUUGCUUUUAUUUCUUGAUUAGAUAAUUAAUGAUUGUUUUGCUUUGGGCCGUUGCUGGUUUUGUUUUCCAUAUACGCUCGCCAUGAUCUUACAGAUGUUAAAUUUAACAGCUUCCGGUUUUUUUAUGCAGAUGUUGUUCUAAUGUCUUUGUACAAUUUACAUUUAGAUGGUUCACCUGUCAAUGGGCCCUCAUUAACUUGUACUCUUGUUUGACUUUUUUGGGUUUAUUGUUCUGUCUGAUUGUUUGGGGUAAGUUAGCAGGACAUGAAUUGUUUCAUGCCCUGAGAUGUAUUUGAAGGAGCAAUGCUGUCUCCUCAGUUCUCAGUCAAUGAUGAUCUUUGUUUGCAGUUUUCUGUUCUCUGUGUCCUUGUAUUAUUCAUGGUUUGAUUUUGUUUAUCUGUUUAACUCGGUCUUUCCGAGUGUCCAUGUCUUCCUGCGCCUGGGUCUGAACAUGAAACCUGACAAAAUCCCAUCGAUGUCCAACCCCUGUCUUCCAUGGGCAAGACAACCGAGAAUCCAAGCAGCCAAUUCACCAUGGACCUCAUGCUUCUGAGUGAGCUUUCCCUGAGGGACUUGCUCUUACAUCUUACUAAAGUCUGUGAGACAACACCCAACGCUCUACUUUCAUCAAUUACCUUCAGUGCCUCCUUGAGAAACUCAGUUGUUAAUAAGGUGAUGCCUGUCCUGCACAGAGCCAUGCUGACUGUCCUGUAAUUAUCACCAGCUUUCCAAAUACUCAUCCCUAAGAAACAUUUCCAGUCACUUCCCUACCACUGAUGUGCGACUCUCCAGUCCAGAGUUUCCAGGAUUAUCCCUCCUUGAAUAAUGGAAUAAGAUUAGCUGUUCGCCAGUCCUCUGGGAGCUCACCUGGAUUGGCACCGUGUUCCGCACGGAAUGGUUGCGCCAAACGGUCUGCAUCUGUGCUGCAUUGCUCUUUGACUCUACGUUGAUUGAAGAGCUUUCUCUAUCUGAUAAGAGGACGUCCCACUAUCACUCAACCCCCCCACUACAGCAAGGUCUCUCGGAUAGCAGGCAAAAGGAUCUUGGUGCCACUGACCAAUGCUUGUUUGAGAUUCCCCUCUCCAUUCAAAUAUCCCCUGCUUGUUUGCAGCCAACCCAAACUCUAACCCAAAGCAUUGGAGAGGUGUCAUCAACAUGAUCCCAGCAAAUCUCUUCAGCAUGAGAGAACCAAUGUCAGUGUUCUGUCACAGGCCAAUCCCCCCUGCACUGAGCCACAUUGCUGGCAAGAGGCUACAAGGUGCAAAGAAAAUUCAAGGAUGGUCUUGGGAGCCUUUUUGAAAAAGUGUGUAACAUCCUUACAGGCGUCCUUGGGAAUUAUUGAAAAUAAAGAGAUGGGCCAGCACAGAUAUUGUGGGCCAAAAGGUCUGCAGCUGUGUGGUACUGUUCCUUGAAUUCAUGAGUCUGAUGCACACAGAGGCAUGGUGUACAUGGUGGAAGGGGUCACAAAUUGCCUACUCGCCCUGCCAGUCGAGCACCCACAGUACGCGGUGUGUGGUAGAGCCUGAUCACCUACGAUCACCUCAACAGCAAAAUCCAGAGCGCGUCGUCCGGAAUACCGAGUGUAUAGCGUAGUUCAAUGAUAGUGUUAGUGGAUGUCUCUGAUUGUUAAGAUGUGAAGGAAAUAAAAUA